Molecule: messenger RNA, 996 nt
Organism: Cadophora gregata
Lineage: Eukaryota; Fungi; Ascomycota; Leotiomycetes; Helotiales; Ploettnerulaceae
Exons: 1
Coding region: 1-996 (331 amino acids)
Molecular function (GO): nickel cation binding
Source: RefSeq, a predicted model, not a curated record
AUGACCUCUCCCUUCCCAGCAUCCUCCUCAGCCCCCGGAGAAGGCCACUUAAUCGUACAACUCCUCCCGCAAAAACUCUCAGGCCUCUCCAAAAUCUCCUUCCAAUACCCCCUAAAACUCAUCUCACCCUCCCCAUCCCCCUCUCAAAAAUCCGUCCUCGUCUUCCUCCUCACCUACGGAGGCGGCCUCGUCGGCGGCGACCAAGUCCACCUCACCAUCGAGGUCCAGUCCGACGCGAAACUCAGCGUCGUCACGCAGGGCCAUACCAAGAUCUUCAAGUCGCCGUCACGAGAUGUCGUCACGAGGCAGAGGCUGGAUGUGACGAUCCAUGCUGGCGCGGCGGUGUGUCUACUUCCUGAUCCGGUGCAGCCGUUUGAGGGGAGUGUGUAUGAGCAGGCGCAGAAGUUUAUGGUUGCUGAGGGGGGCAGUUUGUGUUUGUUGGAUUGGGUGUCGGAGGGGAGGACGGCGAGGGGUGAGGAUUGGGAUUUGGGGGCUUGGAGGGGGAAGAAUGAGGUGUGGUCGGUGGCGAAGGAGGGAAGUGGGGAGAAGUCGAGAUUGUUGUUGAGAGAUAAUGUUAUCCUGGAGGGAGAUGAACCGGACGCUAAGGAGAAGGGAUUGAGGAAGAAGAUGCACAAGUUGGGGAUAUUUGGGACUUUGGUAUUACGAGGACCGUUGAUGGAUACUUUAGCAGCGUUCUUCCACUCGGAAUUCGCUGCUCUUCCUAGAAUCGGUGCAAGGGACUUCAGAUCACAGGAGAAAGUCGAGAGAGACAGUGGGGUGGUUGUAUCGAGAAUAGAGGCUUGGAGGUCAGCGAGGUUGAAGCAGGAGAAGGCUGAUGAGGUGCUGUGGUCUGCUGCUAAGGUGAGGGGAUGUACGAUUGUUAAAUUUGGAGCUCGAACUGUGGAGGGAGGAAGGGUAUGGAUUGGGAGUAUGCUCAAAGAGGAAGGUUCGAUAUCGAGUCAUUUUGGGGAAGAUUCGCUCAUGUGUGUUCGUUGA